This is a messenger RNA of Naegleria gruberi, 807 nucleotides long. RefSeq lists its product as uncharacterized. The coding region runs from base 1 to 807 and encodes 268 amino acids. The transcript has a single exon. The record is from RefSeq and is a predicted model, not a curated record. Lineage: Eukaryota; Heterolobosea; Eutetramitea; Acrasida; Naegleriidae.
AUGACCUAUCUGUUGAAUGCCUUAACAAUUAUUUAUAUUUUCAUGUCAUUUAUUAUCAAAGCUGCAAUUUCAGUAUUUUACUUGCUAUUUAAAUUGGAUUUGACAAGUGACAAGGUUCUGCUACCUGUUUAUAUGAUUUGUUUGGUGGUUGACUUGGCCAUGAUCGUAACUCAAACGAUAUUUUUCAAUGUGAAUGGAUUUAGAGUGAUGAAAGUCAUUGGUGAAAGACAAAAGAGCAAAUCUUCCAAAAAUGGAAAAGAUAACAAAUCUCACUAUGUCAAAAUUAUGGUUUUACAAUCUGCUUUGACAUUUUGUGCAUUAUUUCAAAUAUUAGCCAUUAUCUUUGAGCCACUGACAAGACAGACUGGAAUUAUGGUUUGGGGACCACUCAGAGAUUUUGUUAAUUCGUUUGGAAUUUUGAGUUUCGCAAUAGUUGUCCUAUUCCUGUAUAAUCCUGUUCUUGUUGAGAAGGUCAGUAAAUCAUCAAAUAAUAAGGUUAAAAAUGGAAAGACAAUGGGUAGUAUGUCCUACAAUGAGAGUACUAGGUCAACUCAUUCAGAUAGUGAGACAACUCACAAUCAUUCACAUCAAUCAUCACAGAAACAGCCAACAACUUCUAAUUUCUUAACAGUUGACUAUCAUUACAAGGAUUCAAUGUCUGUUGGAUCAUCUUCUUCAUUCACACACAAUGAUGAAGGUUCUUCAACAAUUUCUGUUGUGGAAAUUGGAUCAUCUCAAGAAGAUCAAUUCUCCAUAGAGUUGCAAUCUAAACCUGUCAUUAUAAAUGUUGAGCAAACCAAUUUAUAA